Musa acuminata AAA Group (dessert banana) is the source of this 2285-nucleotide messenger RNA. Its product is annotated as probable membrane-associated kinase regulator 1. Bases 1002 to 2102 code for a protein of 366 amino acids. Gene Ontology annotation, molecular function: kinase inhibitor activity. The record is from RefSeq and is a predicted model, not a curated record. Gene Ontology annotation, cellular component: plasma membrane. Lineage: Eukaryota; Viridiplantae; Streptophyta; Magnoliopsida; Zingiberales; Musaceae. The transcript is spliced from 2 exons.
CUCCCUACCCUUCUCCCUUCACUCUCCUCCUCCCUCCCUUCCCCGCCGCCCAUCCUUCCUCGUCAUGGUGGGAGCAGGCGGGUAGAGAGGAGGCGGGCGGCGAGGGUGCGAGCGGUGGAGGUGGCCUCUGUGCAACGUCGCCCGCCCCCGACCGUUGUCGCCACCGCCCAUCGCGAGCGGCGCCGUCCAUCGCCUCCUCCCCCUCUUUCCUUCCCCCCUCUCCUCCUCCUCCUCCUCCCCACUCCUCCACCGCCGCCGCUAUGCAGCGUCGCCCGCGGACAGCAUCCUUAUCCCCCUUCCUCAGCCAGGCCAUCGCUCUCCCCCUUCCUCGCGAUCGGUCACCGCUCCACUUUCCUCGCGACCGGUCGCGCGCUCCCCCUUCCGAGCGAAGAUGAGGAGCUCCCUGCCCGCGCCGCCCUCCGCCUCCACCAUCCUCGUCGAUAAAAGAUGGGAAGCCCUCUGGCCCCGCUCAUGGGGCCCUCGUCGGCCACGAGUCCCGCCUUUCCGUGGUGCGAGCAGGGGAUAGCGCCGGCGACACUGCACAACCAUGGGCAGUGGCAAAGGGGGGGAGGAGACGACAUGCGAUGAGGGGAGGAGGAGGAGAAGGGGGAAGGGAAGGGAGGAGGGCGAGCAACCGCCGCUCGCGGUGGGGAGAAGGGGUGGUGAUGGCGGUGGCGGCGGCAACGGCGACUAUGGUCGGCGACGGCCGGUGAAGAACCAGAGGUUUUUCUAUCAAAUUGAUGAAAAAAGGCGGCUUCCGUUACUGCCCGGAGUAUAGAAAGCUUCAUGCCAGAGUGGCAUAUGAGCUGGAUAAUGAUGCUGAUUUGGGGCACUCACAUUGGCAUGGUGGUCCAACUUCGCGCACGUAAUUUUUCACGUGGCACACGCGUAGCUCGUUCUUAAAAGCCAAGUCUCUGCUGCACCUGCUUCCUUCCCCUCGCAGAAAACUACCUCCACAGCAUUGGCAUCUGAUCGCGGUCAAAGCAAGGUAGCGGCCGCGGAUGGAGCGGACAAGAGACGGGGAUGGGCCGAGGGGAAGCGGCGGCGCGCCUGCGCUCUCCUUCUUCCCGUCCCCGUCCUCGUCCUCUUCCUCCGACUUCGAGUUCACCGUCUCCCUCUCCCCCUCCUCCAAGCGCUCCUGCUCCCAGUUGUGCCCCGCCGACGAGCUCUUCUACAAAGGCCAGCUCCUCCCCCUCCACCUCUCCCCUCGCAUCUCCAUGGUCCGAACUCUCAUCCUCGCCUCCGCCUCCUCCUCCUCCACCGACACCACCACCACCGAAUCCCGCGACUCCAACGGCAGCUCCUCCUCCUCCGCCUUCUCCGUCGCCGACCUCAUCCUCCCGGAGUGCGACUCCUCCCGCCCCAGCUCCGUCACCGAGGAGGACGCCCGGCGAGUCUCCCCCACCAAGCGCCCCGGCGGUUCCAAGUACCUCUCCUUCUUGGCCACCCGCUUCUCCUCUGUCUUCCUCCACCGCGGCAGCAAGAAACUAGACCCGUCCGCCGAUCCCAGCAUCAGCAUUCCCGCCCCUCCUCCUCAUCCGACUAAGCGAGCAAACUCCUCGUCCUCGUCGUCGGCAAAGGAGGUUAUCAAGAAGUACGUCAAGAAGGUAAAACCGAUCUACGAGAAACUGUCUUUACUGCAGCAGAGGCACAACCAGCAGCAGCCACCACCGCCGCCGCAGCACCAUCAGCGGAAGAAGACAUUCUCCUUCUCGAUCAAGAAGGAAAGAAUGCUCGCUAGUUCGGGCAAAAAGAAUGUCCUGGUUGUUGACCGCAACAAUGCCCGCGGAAAGGGCAUCGAGCACUCCUACUCACAGUCCUUCUCCGGCAACCUGCUCGGCCACCCUACCAGGAAGAAGCAGUGGGCUGCGAGCUGCCCUUCCUCCAUGCGGUCUUCACCCAGCCACUCGGGUCUGCUCUACAUGAGCGGGGGUGGAUUUCCUGAGCCUCCUCCCGCUCUGUCGCUGUCGGCUUCGUCAAUGGAGGAGUUGCAGAGCGCCAUACAAGGCGCCAUCGCCCACUGCAAAAGCUCCAUGAUCCAAGCGAAUCGGAAGAAGGCACCAGAUUUGGCAGGCAACGAGAAGGAGAUCGACAGAUCAUGAGAAGAACACCACUGUAAUUGCGUGGCCAAGCCAUUCUGUUUGUGUUUUCGCUUCAGAAAGAUCGAUUAGAUGUCAGUAGUAUUUAGCUUGUCACAACACUGUUAGAUCCACAACAUCUAUCAACACUGUGGAUGCCUUGCCUUGCUUUUCUUUCUCUCCAAUUAAAUUCUUCUCUACAAUCUA